AAGGUCAAACUUAUACCACCAACAUCAAAUAAAUAAACAAGAUGAAUCACAGUCACUUUAUUGGUGGUAACACCGUAGACAGCGCACCGUCUUCUCCACUCAAAGACUUCGUAAAGUCCCACAACGGACACACCGUUAUAUCCAAGGUUCUGAUAGCAAACAAUGGUAUCGCCGCUGUGAAGGAAAUCAGAUCCGUUAGGAAGUGGUGUUAUGAGCAAUUCGGAUACGAGAGAGCAGUAGAAUUCGUCGCUAUGGCUACACCAGAAGAUCUCGCAGUCAAUGCCGACUACAUUCGUAUGGCGGAUGAGUACGUAGAAGUACCCGGUGGUUCAAACAACAACAACUACGCAAACGUCGACUUUAUCGUUGAUGUUGCAGAACGUGCUGGUGUCCACGCCGUCUGGGCUGGUUGGGGUCACGCAUCUGAGAACCCAAGGUUACCUGAAAUGCUUUCCCAAUCUAAAAUCGUCUUCAUUGGUCCACCAGGAUCCGCUAUGCGUAGUUUGGGUGAUAAAAUCUCUUCCACCAUCGUUGCACAAUCUGCCCAAGUCCCAACAAUGGCUUGGUCAGGUACUGGUAUCUCGGAUACCAGUCUCUCCUCACAAGGCUUUGUCACUGUUCCUGACGACGCAUACAAGAACGCUACCGUCACAACAGUUGAACAAGGUCUUGAGAAAGCCAAAGCUAUUGGCUUCCCAGUCAUGAUUAAAGCAUCAGAAGGUGGUGGUGGUAAGGGUAUUCGUAAAGUCGAGGAUGAAGCGGACUUCCCAUUAAGCUUCACUGCUGUCCUUGGUGAAGUUCCAGGUUCACCUGUCUUUAUCAUGAAGUUAGCCGGUGCAGCUAGACAUUUGGAAGUUCAAUUAUUAGCUGAUCAAUACGGUAACGCUAUCUCUUUAUUCGGCCGUGAUUGUUCCGUCCAACGUCGUCACCAAAAGAUUAUUGAAGAAGCUCCAGUCACAAUCGCCGGUGAAGAGCGUUUCGAAGAAAUGGAGAAAGCUGCUGUACGUUUAGCCAAGCUUGUUGGUUACGUUUCCGCCGGUACUGUUGAAUACCUCUACUCUCACUCAGACGACAAGUUCUACUUCUUGGAACUUAACCCACGUCUCCAAGUUGAGCACCCAACAACUGAAAUGGUUUCAGGUGUUAAUCUGCCAGCCGCUCAAUUGCAAAUUGCUAUGGGUAUUCCACUUCACAGAAUCAGAGACAUCCGUACACUCUAUGGAAAGACCCCAACUGGUCAAUCAACCAUUGAUUUCGAUUUCUCUUCAAACGAAGCACUUGAAACACAACGUAAACCAAAACCAAAAGGACACGUUGUUGCUGUUCGUUUGACUGCUGAAGACCCAGACGCUGGUUUCAAACCUUCAGGUGGUACUGUUCACGAACUAAACUUCAGAUCAAGUCCAAAUGUAUGGGGUUACUUCGCAAUUGGUGCUCAAGGUGGUCUUCACUCUUUGGCUGACUCUCAAUUCGGUCACUGUUUCUCUUACGGUGCUGACAGAUCUGAAGCACGUAAGAACAUGGUUGUCGCACUCAAGGAAAUUUCUAUCAGAGGUGAUUUCAGAACUACAGUUGAAUAUCUCAUCAAACUUCUUGAAACUCAAGCAUUUGAAGAAAACACCAUCACUACUGGCUGGUUAGACACUCUCAUCUCAAACCGUUUGACUGCCGAACGCCCUGAUCCAUCAUUGGCUGUCAUCUGUGGUGCACUCGUCAAAGCUCACGUUGCAUCUGAAGAAAGCUGGACUGAAUACAGAACUAUUCUCGAAAAAGGUCAAGUCCCACCAAAGGAGAAAUUGCAAACUAUCUUCUCCGUUGACUUCAUUUACGAGGGUACCAAAUACAACUUCACAGUUACUAGAUCAUCAUUGUUAAUGUGGACUCUCUAUUUGAACGGUGGUGCUACUAAGGUUACUGCCCGUCCACUUGCUGAUGGUGGUCUGUUGGUUCUUUUGGAUGGUAAAUCUCACAGCGUCUACUGGAGAGACGAGACCAUUGCUUGGAGAGUUAUGAUUGAUGGAAAGACUUGCUUAAUCGAACAAGAGAAUGAUCCAACGCAGCUUCGUUCACCAUCACCAGGUAAACUUGUCAGAUACCUAGUUGAAAGUGGUGGACAUGUUAAGGCUGGUCAGCCAUACGCCGAGAUUGAGGUCAUGAAAAUGUACAUGCCUCUCAUUGCUGCAGAGGAUGGUUCACCAAUGUUCAUCAAGCAAGUUGGUGUUGCUUUGCAACCCGGUGAGGUUCUCGGUAUACUUGCACUUGACGACCCAAGCCGCGUUAGACAUGCCAAACCAUUUGAAGGUCAAUUACCUUCAUACGGUUUGCCAUCUAUUCUUGGUAACAAGCCACAACAACGUCAAGCUUACUUGGUUGAUACUAUCAACACUAUCCUUGAUGGUUACGACAAUCUCUCGGUUAUGCAAGUCACUCUUAAGGAGUUGAUCAAUGUUUUGCGUGACCCCCAACUUCCAUACGCUAUGAUGACUCAAUUGUUGUCUACUCUCUCCGGUCGUAUUCCUGCCAAACUUGAAGAUCAAAUCCGUGAACAAGUUGAAACUUCACACUCAAAGCAAGCUGAAUUCCCAGCCAUUCAAGUCAUCAGCCUUAUCGAAGAGUUCACAACUAGCAACAUUCGUGCUCAAGACCGUGCUACUUUCAGAUUAUCAGUCGGUCCAAUCCUUGAGAUUGCUGAACAAUUCAAGGGUGGCCUUAAGGUUCACGAAUGGGCAACACUUGCUGGUUUCAUCAACAAGUACACUGAAAAUGAGAAGCUCUUUGCACUUGGUGAAGACCGUGCUGUUUUGGCUUUGAGAGAACAACACCGUAACAACUUAGAACAAGCUGCUGCCGUCGUACUCUCACACGUCAAGGUCCAAUCUAAGAAUAGACUCAUGCACGCUAUUCUUGAUCUUAUCAAAGGUGGUGGAACCAACUUUACGAACUCAGACAACCCAUUAAACAGGGCCCUCAAGGAACUCGCUGAUCUUGACAGCAAGCUCAGCACCAAGGUCGCUUUGAAAGCUAGGGAAGUACUCAUUUUGACUCAAAUUCCUUCCUACGAAGAACGUGUUGGUCAAAUGAGCGACAUCUUGAAGUCAUCAGUUACUACCAGCUUAUACGGUGAACAAGGACAAGAAUUCUCAAUGCCAAAUGUUGAUGUUCUUAAGGAGCUUACUGACUCUCGUUACACUGUAUUCGACGUUUUGACAACUUUCUUCUCUAACCAGAAUGCUUGGAUCGCUAUGAGCGCUCUUCAAGUUUACGUUUCACGUGCUUACCGUGCAUACACCGUCCUUCAAGUUGACUACCAUCCAAGUGAAGAAGUAAAUGCUCCACAUAUCGUUACAUGGCGCUUCCGUUUGGGUCAAUCACCAGAUGCCCCUCAAACUCCACGUGUUGACUCAUUCAAGGAUGUAACAAGAAUUGGAUCAAUGUCAGACCUCACCUAUGCUGUCAAACGUAACUCACUUGAACCACUUCGUAUGGGUGCUAUUGCUUCAUUCAACAACUUGUCUGAACUCCAAACUCGUAUCACAAAGGUUCUUGACAUGUACCCACAAUUUGAUGCUAAGAAGCACUUCGAGCGUUACGGUGAAGCAGCACAACCACCAAACGUACUCAACUUGGCUGUCAACGCAUUUAACAAGGAUGAUGACUUGAGCAACGAAAAAUGGUUGGAAAGCUUCAUUGACUUGACAAAUCAAGUUGGUGAAAGAGUCAGAUCAGCUGGUAUCAGAAGAGUCACUUACAUGAUCAACCGUAAGGGUGAAUACCCAUGGUUCUACACCAUGCGUGAUGUCAAUGGUAGAUGGAUCGAGCAAGAGGAAAUCAGAAACAUUGAACCAGCUCUCGCUUACCAACUCGAAUUGAGCAGACUCUCAAACUUCAAGAUCACUCCAUCAUUCGUUGAGAAUCGCCAAAUUCACAUUUACCACGCUCAAGGUCGUGAAAACGCUACUGAUAACAGAUUCUUCAUCAGAGCUUUGGUCAGACCAGGUAGACUUCGUGGAUCAAUUCGUACAACUGACUACUUGAUCUCUGAAUCCGACAGACUUGUUGGUGACAUUCUCGAUGCUCUCGAAGUUGCUGGUGCUGAUCACCCAACUGCUGACUGCAACCACGUUUCUCUCAACUUCCUUUACAACCUUCGUGUUUCAUUCGAUGAAGUACAAGAGGCUCUCGCAGGUUUCAUUGACCGUCACGGCAAGCGUUUGUGGAGAUUGAGAGUCACUGGUGCUGAAAUUCGUAUCGUUCUUGAAGAUGAAGAGGGUAACGUACAACCAAUCAGAGCAAUCAUUGAGAACGUUAGUGGAUUCGUUGUCAAGUAUGAAGCUUACCAAGAAGUUGAAACCGACCAUGGUUCAACAAUCCUCAAGUCAAUUGGACCACAAGGUGCACACCAUUUGCAACCUGUCAACGCACCUUACCCAACCAAGGAGUGGCUUCAACCAAAGCGUUACAAGGCUCACGUCGUUGGUACUACCUACGUUUAUGACUUCCCAGAUCUCUUCCGUCAAGCUCUUCGUAACGUCUGGACUGCAGCCCUCCGUAAUGCUCCUGGUUUGACCGUACCAGAAGACCCACUCGUCGCUUCCGAGUUAGUCCUCGAUGAACACAACCAAUUACAAGAAGUUAACCGUAAAGCUGGUUCUAACACCAUUGGUAUGGUCGGCUGGAUUUUCACAAUGAAGACUCCAGAAUAUCCACAAGGUAGACGUGUUGUCAUUGUCGCGAACGACAUCACAUUCCAAAUUGGUUCAUUUGGUCCACUUGAAGAUGAAUAUUUCUACAAGGUCACUGAGCUCGCUCGUGCUUACGGCUUGCCAAGAAUCUACCUCUCUGCUAACUCAGGAGCUCGUAUCGGUUUGGCUGAAGAAAUCAUCAACUUAUAUUCAGUUGCCUGGAAUGACGCUAGCAACCCAGAGAAAGGCUUCAAAUACCUCUAUCUCACCCCAGAGAACUACGAAUCACUUAAAGAGGCUGCUUCAUCUAUUAACGUCGAAGAAAUUACAGAUGAUGGUGAAGUUAGAUUCAAGAUCACUGACAUCAUUGGUCUUCGUGAUGGUCUUGGUGUUGAGUGUCUUAAGGGAUCUGGUUUGAUUGCUGGUGAAACUACUCGUGCUUAUGACGAUAUCUUCACUAUCACAUUGGUCACUGCCAGAUCAGUUGGUAUUGGUGCUUACCUCGUCAGAUUAGGUCAACGUGCCGUUCAAGUUGAAGGUCAACCAAUCAUCCUUACUGGUGCUCCAGCACUCAACAAGGUUCUUGGUCGUGAAGUUUACACUUCCAACUUGCAACUUGGUGGUACUCAAAUCAUGCACAAGAACGGUAUCUCACACAUCGUUUCUCCAAAUGACUUGGAAGGUGCUAUCUCAAUUCUUCAAUGGUUGUCAUACGUCCCUGAACGUAAGGGCAAGCCAGUUCCAAUUUCCCCAAGCAAUGACAGCUGGGAUAGAAUUGUUGAAUACGUUCCACCAAAGGGACCAUACGAUCCACGUUGGUUCUUGGCAGGUAAAUCUGAGGAUGCUGAAGCAGGUGAACCUAAGUUCAUGAAAGGUUUCUUCGAUAAGGACUCAUUCCAAGAAACACUUGGUGGAUGGGCACAAACUGUCGUCACUGGUAGAGCCAAAUUGGGUGGUAUUCCAAUGGGUGCCAUUGCUGUUGAAACUCGUACAAUGGAGAGAAUUGUACCAGCUGAUCCAGCCAACCCACUUUCAUUCGAGCAACGUAUUAUGGAAGCAGGUCAAGUUUGGUACCCUAACUCAGCAUACAAGACCGCUCAAGCUAUCCAAGACUUCAACCGUGAAGGUUUACCACUCAUGAUCUUCGCUAACUGGCGUGGUUUCUCUGGUGGUCAACAAGACAUGCUUGACGCCAUUCUCAAGGAAGGUUCUAAGAUUGUUGAUGGUCUCUCAUCUUACAAGCAACCAAUCUUCGUUUACGUUCUUCCAAACGGUGAACUUAGAGGUGGUGCUUGGGUUGUUCUCGAUCCAUCUAUCAACAAGUCAAUGAUGGAAAUGUACGCUGAUCCAUGGGCUCGUGCUGGUGUUCUUGAACCAGAAGGUAUUGUUGAAAUCAAGUACCGUCGUGACAAGGUUCUUUCAACUAUGAACAGACUUGACUCCGAAUACGCUCGUCUCAAGAAGGAAUCCGAAGAUAGCAGCAAGUCAGUAGAUGAACGUAAGGUAUCAACUGAUGCACUUGUUAAGCGUGAAAAGGAUCUCUACCCAACCUACCAACAAAUUGCACUCUUAUACUCAGACUUACACGACAGAGUUGGUAGAAUGUCAGCAAAGGGUUGUGCAUCACCAUGUGAAUGGAUCGAAUCAAGAAGAUACUUCUAUCAACGCUUGAGAAGAAGAUUAGAUGAGGAAGCUAUCAUUAACAGAUUAGGCAAGGCUAAUCCAUUAAUGGAUAGACAAUCAAGAUUAUCAAUCUUAUACAACAUUUACUCACAAAAGAAUGUUGAAUUCAGUGAUGACGCAAAGAUUGCUUCAUUCAUUGAAAAAGAGAGAGAAGUUAUUGAUGAAAUCGUUCAAUUAGUUCAAUCACGCUACAUUGAGUCACAAAUCUCACAAUUCUCAACUGUCAAUAAGCAAGGUACAUUGGAAGGUAUCGCCAAAUUUAUGGAAACACUCUCAGCAGAAGAGCGUUCUUCUUUCGCUAAGUUACUCAAUUAAAAAUUGAUACUUAACAAUCUCACCAUUAGUUUUCUUUAAUGUCGUCUCGGGUUUUUCUUC
Wallemia mellicola CBS 633.66 is the source of this 6740-nucleotide messenger RNA. RefSeq names its product cytosolic acc1, acetyl-CoA carboxylase. Gene Ontology annotation, molecular function: ATP binding; metal ion binding; acetyl-CoA carboxylase activity. Lineage: Eukaryota; Fungi; Basidiomycota; Wallemiomycetes; Wallemiales; Wallemiaceae. The transcript has 7 exons. Gene Ontology annotation, biological process: fatty acid biosynthetic process. The record is from RefSeq and is a predicted model, not a curated record. Bases 42 to 6680 code for a protein of 2212 amino acids.